AUGUGUUGUGACGCCAGCAAAAUGGCAAUAUCGGCAUGCGCAUAUCUGAAGUGCGAAAACACUAAUGAGAUCACUUCAUUGAUUAGUGGAAAGAGCAAAUUAACACCAAAGAAGAUCCAGAAGACUAUCCCAUGCUUGGAAUUGCUGGCUAUCCUAAUAGGCCUGAGAAUGGCAAAAACCAUUCUUGAUUCAAUAAACGCUGAAAUCGUUUGCGUAAAAGUCGCCAGUGAUAGCGAAAUAGCGAAAUUGAAGGCUCUAACAAAGCUCAACCAGCAGAGUUGGCUUAUUCGAUGCAUAGAUAGCCUUGGAUCUUAUGAAUCUUACGAAGAAAUGGAAGACAAUAAACAUGUGAAUGUUGAAUCCACAAACAGGUCAGCGAAAUCAUCCCCUUCAAUCGCAGAUCUAGCUCGUUUCUCUCGCUACAGAACAGCUCUUCGAACAUUUUCAGUUGUUGGAAAAUUGCUGAGUAAAUGGGUAAAACGAUGUAAUUAUACCAAGUCAACAUCGAUUACGCUAAACGUACUCUCUCUAUAUACAACUGCAGAUAUCACUACUGCGAACGAUAUGGACACCUUUGAGAAACUCAUCUUAGCAGCUAUUCACGAAAACAGCAACGUGCGAAAAUUGCAAAAAAAAAAAAAAGAUUUCCGAUACAAAAGACUAUUAGAGACGAUGAAGGUGUCAUUCGAUACACGACACGUAUUCAAAACGCCAAUCUACCGUAUGACACAAAAAUACUAA
Necator americanus (New World hookworm) is the source of this 741-nucleotide messenger RNA. RefSeq lists its product as uncharacterized. Bases 1 to 741 code for a protein of 246 amino acids. The transcript has a single exon. Lineage: Eukaryota; Metazoa; Nematoda; Chromadorea; Rhabditida; Ancylostomatidae. The record is from RefSeq and is a predicted model, not a curated record.